AUGUCCUCUUCCUCCUAUAAACGUCGGACUCGUCUCGCCGAAGAAACCGAAGCUUCUAGAUUCGAAAUAGCGCCCUAUUUAAACUGUCGCAAGGCUAAGCGGCCGUCCCUCCGCGUCGAUGUCGAGCGUAUCGAGGAGGAGGAAAUAAAGUUGAAGAUGCGUAAGGUGCGCCUUCGGAAACAACUACGACUCGUAGAGCGUCGUACCGACGACGCCGUCGUAGAGGAGUUAGAUAAGCUAGAGGAGGCUAAGGCCGUAGAGGCUCAUUUUCUGUCUUCCGAGAUCGAGUCGGGUAUAGAAGUCUCGGAUAAUCCUUUUAUCUUCUCCGAUGUCCUUAAGUUAACUCCUAAGGAUUAG
Messenger RNA from Ramularia collo-cygni, 357 nucleotides. RefSeq lists its product as uncharacterized. The coding region runs from base 1 to 357 and encodes 118 amino acids. Lineage: Eukaryota; Fungi; Ascomycota; Dothideomycetes; Mycosphaerellales; Mycosphaerellaceae. The transcript has 2 exons. The record is from RefSeq and is a predicted model, not a curated record.